UACUUCCCUCCGAAGCAAGACUGAAAUCAAUGGCGGGUUCAGAAUCAGCACCACCACAAGCAGAACCAGAAAUCGAAAACCAACUCUCUUCUCUCAUCUACGAGAUAUCGAAUGAAGCUCAAGGAAUAAUGGAGAACAUGCUUAAGAUGAGCGCCGAGAUUAAUCAAAAUUCUGUAACUAUAGAUGAGGAGAUAGAGAAAUGUAAAUCUUCUGCUGUCGAGCGGAAAACAGCUUUAGAUGAAGAGAAAAAUCACUUUCAAAAAGCUGCUUAUGCUGUUCUCGACAUGCUUAACUGAGAUUAAAAGUCCCCUAGGGUUGCUUGGAAGUGCUUGAUGAUAAUGAACGUU
Vicia villosa (hairy vetch) is the source of this 347-nucleotide messenger RNA. RefSeq lists its product as uncharacterized. The transcript is spliced from 4 exons. Bases 30 to 296 code for a protein of 88 amino acids. The record is from RefSeq and is a predicted model, not a curated record. NCBI's taxonomy places the organism in Eukaryota, Viridiplantae, Streptophyta, Magnoliopsida, Fabales, Fabaceae.